UUGACGGGUCGACGUUGUAAUGGCGGCCUCCACGAGCGACGUGAAUGCGGACCUCUUGUAAAUAGUGGACGAAAUUGCCGAAUGACAGCGGCAAGAUGAAUCAAGAGAACUGUGCCGUUGUUCUAGAGACACUUCGCAAAGCGGCCAGUCAGAACGCAGAACAGCUAAAGCCUGCCGAGCAGCAGCUCAAGUGUUGGGAAACCGAAAAGUGGUUUUACUCGGCUUUGUUGUCCAUAUUUUCAGACCACAGUGUAGAAGUUAAUGUACGGUGGUUGGCAGUCCUGUACAUAAAGAAUGGGAUUGAACGAUACUGGAGGAAAACGGCUACUAAUGCAAUAUCAGAAGAUGAGAAAAAAGUCCUGAGGCAGAAGAUGAUAUCAAAUUUUCAUGAGCCAGUCAACCAGCUUGCCUUACAACUUGCCGUGUUGGUUUCCAAAGUCGCUCGUUUUGACUGCCCAUCUGAGUGGCCCGAGCUUGUGCCAACUUUGCUACAAGUUGUCCGAAAUCCGGAUGACCUUCCACAGCAGAGGAGCUUGCUCGUGCUUCAUCAUGUCACGAAAUCUCUGGCAUCAAAACGCCUCGCUGGAGAUCGAAGGGUGUUCCAAGAGCUUGCCAGCAAUAUUUUUGGAUUUAUAUUGCAACUGUGGACAAACCAAACAGAAGCCUUUCUUAACCAAAUGGCCAACAACCAGAACAACGUGGGCAUUACGCUUGAGAAGUCAUAUCUCUGCCUCAAAGUACUUCGGAAGUUGGUGGUGCAUGGUUUUAAAGAGCCAAUGCGUGUUCCUGAGGCAACAAUGUUCCUCACGCUUGUGUUCCAAUGGAUGAAGCCUAUGCUUGAAUGCCGUAAGACUUUGAAAUGUAUCAACCCAAAUCUUCGGAUGAUUUGCGAGAAGUAUGUAGUACUCUUCACGAAAGUGCUGCACGACGUUUUGGAACUGCACCCGUUCUCGUAUAUUUCUUUCAUCAAGCCGUCUUUGGAGACUGCAGUUUCCCUUUGCUUCACGGAAGCUGGAGAAGGUCUUCUUUUCGAAAGGUUUAUUGUCCAGUCCCUGAACUUGAUCAAGGCCAUUGUUUCAUGUGCAGAGUACUCUCCUUCGAAGAUCCCUGACGAUGUACAAGAUCCUGCCACCAUGGAAGCUGCUCAGAUAAAAAUGACCUUCUUCACUUACGCUACGGUGACAGAAAUGUGCCGGCGGCUAGUGCUGCACUAUUUUUUGCUCACUGAGGAGGAAUUGGCUACAUGGGAUAAUGACCCUGAGGGAUUUGCAUCAGAUGGAGGGGGAGAAGCAUGGAAGUUUUGCUUAAGGCAAUGCAGUGAAGUCCUUUUCCUGACGAUCUUUCAUGAAUUUCGGGAGACAUUGGCCCCACUACUGCUUGAGAUGAUUCAGGGGAUCCAGCCAGCAGAGGGCUCCAUCAGCUUUCAGGCUAUGCUCAACAGAGACGCAGUGUACACAGCUGUCGGACUCGCCGCCUUUGAUUUACAUGAUGAAUUGGACUUCGACAAUUGGUUUCUUCAUGUGCUCAUUCCUGAAUUGAAAGUUUCUGAGCCAAGGUACCGCAUUGUGCGUCGUCGUGUAGCCUGGCUAAUUGGCCAGUGGGUUGGUGUAAAAAUGUCGCCCGAGCUGAGGCCCGUCCUGUAUAAGACUCUGAUUGACUCCCUCAGUCCCUCUGAAGAUCUCGUUGUUCGUCUCACUGCAGCCGGAGCUGUCAAAGCUGCUGUUGAUGAUUUUGAGUUCAACACCGAACAAUUUCUUCCUUACUUAGAAUCCUAUGUGUCACUUCUGUACAAGUUGUUGCAGCAAGUAACGGAGUGUGAUACAAAGAUCAGUAUCCUGCAUGUGACGUCGUUCAUCAUUGAGCGAGUGGGAAGCCAGAUAAUGCCAUUUGCAGGCGACCUGGUUCAGUACCUGCCCCUUCUUUGGGAAACUUGCGGUGAACAUCACAUGCUACGCUGUGCCAUCGUCACCACACUCGUGCAGGUGGUAAAUGGCCUCGGCGCACAGUCUGAGCGACUGCAUCCAUUCCUGGUGCCAGUGGUGGCGUUUGGGGUGGAUGUGCACCAGUCUCCUCACGUCUACUUGCUCGAGGAUUGUCUCGACUUGUGGUGGGCGCUGCUGGCAAACACACGCUCCACCUCAAUUGAGCUGCUGCAGCUGGCACAGUAUCUCUUUCCUCUUUUUGAGCUUGGCACAGAAAACAUGAAGAUGUGCCUGCAGGUGGUACAAGCCUACAUCCUUCUCUUUCCAAAAGAGUUCCUACAGACUUACGGCGACCGACUGCUGAAGGCAACCACAGACCUCGUAUGUGAUCUGAACCGUGAAGGCAUGUUGUUUAUCAUGAGGAUGGUCGAGCUCGUAAUCCGGGUCUUCCCAGAACAGGGCCCACAGCUUUUCUACCCUCUUCUGGUUCAUGCAUUGGAGGAGUGUCUGGAAGGGGAGAAGGCUUCCAUGCUGACGUCAGUCUGCCUGUCCAUCAUUUCUCGUGUCAUCUUACAUUGCAAGUCCUGCUUUACCAAGCUUCUUCAAGAAGAGGCACAGGGCAAGGGUUGUGAUGUACCGCGGAAGGAAGUCUUUGGGAACCUGCUGGACAAGUGGAUCGAAAAGAUGCCUCUUGUUAACCCAGUUGAGAGGGAGAAGCUUCUGGCCCUUACGCUCACUUCCAUACUCACAUCUAAUUCUAAUGCCGUGUACGAACGGAUAUGUGGAAUUCUUCUGGCCAUUGUGGAAGUGUUGAAUGAUGUCACGAAAUCCGACAAUUUGGGAGCACAAGUGGAUUCUCUAGUUAUCGUGGACAGUGAACCCAUUCCACCAAAUGAAGAAGAAAGUGAGCACGACCGCCGAAAAAUAGAGCUGUCCAGGCAGGACCCAGUACACACAGUGGCCCUUCGGGACUACCUGUGCUCUCAGAUGCGCAGCUUGCGUGAGUCGCUCGGCGAGCACAACUUUGAGGAGCUCAUGGGCCAAGUAGAUGUGGAGACGAUGCAGCAGCUGAAGACUUACUUGGAAGGAGGCAACCAGUCCAUUGGUGGUGGUACAGUGCAGACUGCUCUCUUUGCCUCACCUAACCUGAACAGUACGAGCACCCACAAUGCCCCAAACACUCACCAGGCCUGAUAAACUGCCAUCAUUCUGCUGCCCUCACUUCCACUCUCGCUCUUCAACCUAUUUUUCUCCCCCCAAAAUUAUGAACGAAAAACAACAACAAAACAAAUGAGAGUGGUCUGUGUGUAAAAAAAAAAUGCAAAGAGUAACAAAUUCUGCCAGCUUUGGCAUUAUGUACACUGUUUGAUACAGUUUUGUGCAAAAAAAUGUCGCAGCAUUUUUCUUGUCCUUUUUUUCUACAGCUCAGGAAGAAUGGGUAUAAAGAUGUUCCUGCUGUAGUUGAUGUGGGCAAAACGUUUAACAAGUUUACUGACACUGGUUGCUUGUCUGUUUAGGCUAUGUUCAUCUCAUUUUUAUCAAUUUAUAUUUUGGUGCAUGACUAACAGAACGUAUUUCUGAGCUUUAGGGUUAGUGGUUGAGUGGCAUGCUUUGUAUUUACAGUGAACUUGCUAAUGUUUGAGGCUACGGCUCUAGGAAUGACCUGAAUGAUAAUGUGUAAUUGAUUGGAAGUGUGCAAAGGGACAAGGGUGCUUUUUUUUCAUAAUGAAAUAUUUUCAAUUGGUGUUAAUUUCGAACCAUGCUAAAGCAGCCUGCUAGCUUUUUAGUCUCUUCUUUCAGUAUAAGCUAAAUUGAAUAAGAGAAAUCAUUUUCGUUUUUUAUUUUGUACUGGUAAUGAAGUGAAAGUAGCUAUUGCAUCUGAAUGUUUAUUGCGGCCUGUGCUGAUUUUUUAUCGGGGAACAAAAGAAAAAGCGCACAAAUUCAUUGCUGUUCAAAAUAUCUUUUAAUUUAUGUGCUUGUCCAGUUAGUUUUGUUUUAGCUGUAAUACUGUAAACAGUAGUGAGUGCGCACUUUAUUUCCAUACUCGAUUCAAACUCUGUAAUGACAAAUUGCUUGUUCAAGCAAUUUUUUUCAUUUUUGCAAAGUUCCUUCUUUUCUCCCCGUGGAUGUGUAAAAAGUCCAGAUUGCCUGGCUGAGAUAUUCAUGAACAUUCAACAUUUUUUAGCGGUCGAAGAGCAUAUGGCUUAACACCAGAUACAAAUGUGCGCGUGUUUAAUAUUGCUCUGCUUUUCGAGGUAUUGACGUUUCUUUUAUUUAUCAUCUUCAGUUUGACAUGAUUUCAGUUUGGCAUGAUAAAUUCUCCUAGCACUUCAGGCAUGAAUUUAGGCUCAUUGCUUUAAAGAGCCCCUAAACCACCAAUAGAAGCUUGGCGUGCUGCUCUUCAUGUCUUCUUUUAUCAACAACAGUCAUAACAUCACCUGUACCAUUAUAGGUGACAUCGCGAGCAAUGCACGCUGUUUCUAGCUGAACGAAAACCUGUUUUUUGGUAGCAUAUCUGCGUGCUCCUUUCAUGUCCUCCUCAGAUUCUGAUGAAAGGUGCUCGGAGAGCUGGAUAGACGAGUCAACGAACGCAGUCUAGCGAAAGAAGAGAGCCAGGCGAGAAAACGCACGUAGCUCCGCCAGCAUUUGCAGUAGACUCCUGCAAAACUGCAACACCACAAGCAAAUUUCUACCUCUAGGUGGUUUAUGGGCUCUUUAAGCACAACAGAAUUUUGCAUGAGGGUUCACGUAUUGGUGAAGCAUGAAAAGCAUGAUGUUCCUUUAUCACAAAACUAGAAUAAAACAACACUGGCGCCGUACCAUGCAGUGUGAGAUGCUGUAUGCUUAGAAUUCUUUCACUUGUGUCAUGUAGCAACACUGUGCUGGCAUAUGAUCCCUGAUGCUUAAUUCGGCUUUUGUAUUACAUUUUAUGCAAAGGUUAUUUGUUUUUUACAGUGAAUAAUGAAAUUGCUCAUUUGAAGAAGAACCUGUACUAGCGUGCAACUGAGUGGAAGUGAAAGCUGCGCCAUUUUUUAUUUGCACUCUUGUUUAUAUUGCCGAUGACAGAGUUGCUUGUUUUUUGUUACAUAAAAGCAGAGAUUGUUAAUAAAUGUUUCCCAUGCCAACACUCUU
Molecule: messenger RNA, 5054 nt
Organism: Rhipicephalus microplus (southern cattle tick)
Lineage: Eukaryota; Metazoa; Arthropoda; Arachnida; Ixodida; Ixodidae
Gene: Impbeta11
Product: importin beta11
Biological process (GO): protein import into nucleus
Cellular component (GO): nuclear envelope; cytosol
Molecular function (GO): small GTPase binding
Source: RefSeq, a predicted model, not a curated record